Messenger RNA from Cyanistes caeruleus (blue tit), 1046 nucleotides. NCBI's taxonomy places the organism in Eukaryota, Metazoa, Chordata, Aves, Passeriformes, Paridae. The record is from RefSeq and is a predicted model, not a curated record.
AUGCUUUGCACUGGCUGCAUUUUCUCCUUGCUCCAGAAAAGUGGGAUAGGAGGUUUUUUUUUUCCCCAUUGUGCUUCUAACCCCACUUCUCCAGUCCUAGGACUGGCUCUUGCCAGCUGCAACUUGGCCCAGUUUGGAAUGAUGAUUGUUCAAAAGACGGGGAAAUCGCCACUGGCUUACAAAGGGUACGGCUGCUACUGCGGCUGGGGAUCCAAACAGCCCGUGGAUGCCACUGACAGGUGCUGCCAUGCCCACGAUUGCUGCUACAAGAGAUUGGUUUCCUCUGGCUGCAGCCCCAAAAGGACCAUCUACAACGCUGCCUUCUAAGGCUGGUGCCUGUACCCAGGAAAACUCCUAGGAACCACUCCACAGCUCAACACCAGUACAAACCAUCUUCCUUUCAUCCAACACUGGAUUAUGGAUCGUUCUUCAUGCCCAAUUUCACUCCCAAAGCUCUGCAGACAUGGGGAUGUGGCAAAGCUGUGAGAUAAAACCAGAGUGCAGCUCCUGAGUAGGAACAAGGGACAGGAAACACAGAGCAGCACGGGCAGAAAACCCUUCCCCUACACAGAUGUGCUUAUAGAGAUCAGCCAGAAUCUUCUUAAACACUUAAAACUUCCAGUUCAACUAAAUUCCUCACCUGCAGGGGAAGGAUUUGGGAAAAUAAGUCCAGGGAAGAUGAUGGUGGGAAAUAGGAUGCAGGGAAAGCAGCCUUUCUACAUCCUCCUGCUGCGUAUUCACCCUUGAGAGGCUCACAAUGACCCUGCUGCAGAAACAGCCAAAACACCCUCAAAUUUGUCAGCUAAGAACAAACAGUAAUCCUGGUCAAAGCCCAAAGGGAAUAUCCACUGCUUAUUGUCCGUCCUUGGCACCGGAUUACGGAGCACUCAGCUCCACCAAGGAGUAAACACACGCUAUGUAUGAAUCAUGGUGUUGUUCUGCUCUUGUUUCUUGCCUCCCUUCCUCUUCCCAGGAAAAUCCAAGACCUGUUUACAAAGCAAAUUUCACUGUGUAAACCGAGUUCUGUGAGGAAUGUUGCGCAAAGA